This is a messenger RNA of Lolium perenne, 1405 nucleotides long. The record is from RefSeq and is a predicted model, not a curated record. Lineage: Eukaryota; Viridiplantae; Streptophyta; Magnoliopsida; Poales; Poaceae.
UGGGGAGGACGGUGGGGAGGACGGUGGGGAGGACGGUGGGGAGGACCUCGAGGAGGAUGAGGGGCUGGGGGGUAUGCCGCAGGAGCUAGACCCGACCCUAGUUUGGUCUCCGCCGGUGGAGGAGGUGUACGUUGCAGCCGAGGAGAGGCUGGAACCACGGGACAAGAAGCCGUAUAGGCGCGGGAUUACGAAACUCCCCAAGCUAAAAACUUGGGCCUUCCGCGAUGUUGUUCUCGUGCCCGCUGGAAAGAGCAUGUUCAAGUAUGGCGACCCGAGGAGGAAGCCGACACGUGAGUACCCGAACAUCCUUGGAGGCAUAAUUAGGAAGCAUUUCCCUGGGAUUGUCAAUCUCCCUACUGGUGGCCGCGACGUGGCUUGGACUUGGAAGCACUACAGCUACGCGGAAGAUCCUAGCGGCAAGUACGAAAACAUGCAAGAGCGGGUUGUCCGCCACUUCUGGAGGGCUGAGGGCAAGGAAAUUGCGUGCGACGUUAUCUUACACGAGUUGUGCAGGGUGAGGGUGGUCGGCAUGCACUACGAGGCACGUGUCCAGAGGCGUCCCGCGACCGGCACGCCCGAGCGCAAAGUUUGGAUGAGUAAGGCUGAUUGUCGGGAUACGCUCAUGGCACCGUGGCAGUACAUGCAGCACCCUCCUCAGUACGUCGGGGAAGACAGGGCGUGCUUUCUUGCGAUGGUCAUAUGGUGGACAUCCCGCGAGUACGCCCGGAAGCACGAGGAGGGCAAGCGAAGCGUUCGAGAGAUGGGAGGUGGAUCACAUGUCCUGGGCAGCAAGAACUUGGCCCUUACCUUGCAGGAUGAGGAAGUGAAGACAGGCGUGGCACCAAACUUGUUUGGCUUUUUCCAAAAGUCGAAGACCAGGAAGGAGCCGCAUCCUGAAACGGGGUCCUUGUGGGUCAACGACCUAGCGGAGGGCCAGUGUGGCGCGUACCGCUCGAAGUUCAAGGACAAGCACGGCGAAGACGCCGACCCAACCACCGAAGAGUUUGACGUUGAGGUUGCGGUGCUUGCGGGACAAGGCAAGAAGGGUGGCCGCCUAUGGAUUGCUGACGGGUUAGUCGACCCAAGUACCAUUCCAUCUCUACGCCAGAUCCGUCGUGGGCGUACGAGCGAGCAGCCUCGGGUAGAGACCCGCCCACGGGCUUCGGACCUAGCUAUCGAGAAGUUACGGGCGGAGAUGGAAGAAAGGGAACGGAGGCACCAAGAGGAGCAGAUGCAGAUGCAGCAGCAGCUUAGGGAGAACAUGCAGAUGCGAGCAGCAGAUAUCCCCACGCCCGAUCCGGCUGUGAUGGCGCUCCUCCAAGCAAGCGCCAAGUCGGAGCCCGCCGACACCUGGCUUGACCGUCAACAAUACGGGCAUCAUCCGGAGCUCGCAGCAGCUUUCUAG